Molecule: messenger RNA, 447 nt
Organism: Rotaria sp. Silwood2
Lineage: Eukaryota; Metazoa; Rotifera; Eurotatoria; Philodinida; Philodinidae
Source: the annotation of a GenBank genome assembly
AUGAAUAAUGAUGGAAAUCAAAGUAGAAUCAUUCUUACUGCAACAGAUUUAUCUUUAAAUAAAUAUCAGUCAAUAUUUUGUUCAAUAAAUUCUAACUCAACUCUUUCUGCUUCUAUAAAACGACUUCAUAUUGAUGGAGCAAGAUCAACUUUUUUCGAUAUCAUAUCUGAAUGGAUUUUUCAAGAAAAUCUUAUUCGUUUUGUUAAUUUGAAAUCACUUAUUUUGACUCGAUGUUAUCUAUCGGAAACUUUAAUUAACAAUUUAUCUUUACUUGUUCAAUAUCAAUUGGAUGAACUAAUUCUGACAAUUGAUAAAGAUUCUUCUAAAAUGUUUGAAAGUCAACAAGAAUCUUGCGUAAAUGAUCUUAAUCAAGGUAAAUUGAAAUUUCUUGUCAAACAGUUCAUUUUAUCAGAAAAAUCUCAGAAAUUAAAUAUUGAGAACAAAUGA